Molecule: messenger RNA, 897 nt
Organism: Aspergillus alliaceus
Lineage: Eukaryota; Fungi; Ascomycota; Eurotiomycetes; Eurotiales; Aspergillaceae
Product: RlmE family RNA methyltransferase
Exons: 7
Coding region: 1-897 (298 amino acids)
Biological process (GO): RNA methylation
Cellular component (GO): mitochondrion
Molecular function (GO): rRNA (uridine-2'-O-ribose)-methyltransferase activity
Source: RefSeq, a predicted model, not a curated record
AUGUCUCUAUGGUUACCCUUAAAAGGGCCUCUCUCUUCUCAACGCGCUUCUAUCUUUCUCCCUCGCGCCUUCAGGAGAUGUGCCUCCUCAAAGAGAUGGCAAGCACGUCAACUCAAAGAUCGGUUUACAAAGGAAGCAGCAAUUCAAGGGUUAAAAAGUCGAGCUGCCUUUAAGCUUCUACAGAUAGAUGCAAAGUAUCACAUCUUUUGCAACGGCCAGACCGUUGUCGACUUGGGCUAUGCACCAGGUUCUUGGUCCCAGGUAUGCCACCUAGCUAGAAGUUUUACUCCUCGGACUCAACCAAAUGGCCGCGUUCUUGGCGUUGAUAUCAUCCCAGCCCAGCCCCCAAAAGGUUUAUCUACGAUUCAAGGGAACUUUUUGGAUCCUAAUGUUCAAGCUUAUAUCCGAGACUUCUUGCAAGAUCCAGGAAGGGGCAGAUCGCACCCCCCAAACAUUAUUCCACAUGUCAGCCUGAGUCGUGAGAUGCUCGAGUUCGGUGUGGAGACAAAGCCUACCAAGAAUUGCAAAGUGAUGGAAGAAUCUCGUUUAACCAGUGAAAGAACCGUAGACGUGGUUUUAAGUGAUAUUCUAAGUGACUCUUAUAACAGGAUGAUGAACACUAGUGGCAUGAGUUUCAGAGAUCAUGCAGGAAGUAUGGACCUUUGCCGAGCUGCGCUACAAUUUAGUUUCGAGGUCUUAAAGGCAGGUGGCCACUUUGUAUGCAAGUUUUAUCAGGGAGCUGAGGACAAGGACUUGGAAAAACAACUCAAGGGGCUGUUCCGGAAAGUACAUAGACUUAAACCAGAGUCUUCACGUAACGAAUCCAAGGAAGCCUACUUUAUUGGCCUCGCACGCAAACAGCACGCAGUGCGGCAUGAAGUUCUUACGCCUCCCUAA